Molecule: messenger RNA, 1275 nt
Organism: Fukomys damarensis (Damara mole-rat)
Lineage: Eukaryota; Metazoa; Chordata; Mammalia; Rodentia; Bathyergidae
Product: protein LEG1 homolog
Exons: 7
Coding region: 1-1275 (424 amino acids)
Source: RefSeq, a predicted model, not a curated record
AUGGCUCUGCCUCCUUCCUGGGCCUGGGUCCUGCUUGGUUGUGCAUCUGCUUCUUUAGCAGGAGCUUUCAAUCUCUCGAAUCUGUAUCCUCCUCUGUGGCAGGAGAGCCCUGGUCAGUUCAGUGACUACGGGGUAGAGAACGGGAAAUACGUUAUCGACCCCUGGGUGUUCACUGACAGAAUGGGGAUGUACAAAAUCCUGCUGAAUAGGACAGCCACAUAUUUUGCAAAAUUUGGUCCAGAAAAUGAACAAAACCUUUUAUGGGGACUGCCUCUUCAGCAUGGCUGGCAAUAUAGAUCAGGUAGACUAGCCGACCCUGAGAGAAGGACAAACUGUGGCUAUGAACCUGACCCUCUCUGCAUUUCUGUAGACAGUUGGUGGGCUGAUAUGAAUUAUUUCCUGAGUGUCCUACCUUUCCUUGCUGCCCUGGAUUCUGGCAUACUGGGGACAUCGCCUAACAAUGUCACGCUUCUGCCUCCGCCCAAGGACCAGAUGCGGUUUUGCUACAAUGUUUCUGGCUGCCGUUCCUCCUUCCCCGACACAAUGAACCAGUGGAAAAUAUUUUUCCAGUAUAUGCAGUCACCUUGGAGCACCUUUGAAGAACUGUUGAAAUACUUAUGGGAUGCACAUACCACAUCCUUGAAAGAUCCUCCUAAAAUUUUUGAAGAUAGGCAUACAUAUUAUUCUGAAAAAGAAGCAAAUUUCGGAGAUAACUGGGCUGUCGCCGUGCUUUAUUUAGCUGCAUGUCGGUUUCCUACCACCUUGAUUAGAACAUACAAGUUCCAGAAGGGCCUUCCACCAAGAAUCCUGAACAGUACUGAUAUAGCCCCUUUCAUCCGUGACUUCACAGAACUUCAGAACAUUGUCCUGGUGGCUCUAAAAAUGAUUGGCGAUGUGAACAGAGUCACAGGUUCCUUAACUUUGAAUAUAUGGAAAAUUUUAAUGAUGACACAAACUGCAAGGAAGGAAUUUCUGCUGUUAUUUGAAAACGUGUUUGAAUCAUUCCCGACAUGCGUGCUGGCCCAAGCGGCUGGAACCGAGUGGAGUCUGAAAGUCGGAAGGCAAAAAGAACCACACAGGAGCUCUGUGCUGCAGCCGGUGGCCCUGCUUCGGUGGUGGUGUGUUAGGGACACGGAAGUCACCACGCCCACUCUGACGAAUGACGAAGCGGGAACAUGGUUUCUUAUUCCUAAGGCUGGAGGUUACAGACAAGAGGAGAGAGAAGGGGAGAGUGGUCGGUUGUGCGAUCAACUGGCAUCGGAGACAUUAAUAUAA